Messenger RNA from Trichogramma pretiosum, 1434 nucleotides. Its product is annotated as alpha-tocopherol transfer protein-like. Gene Ontology annotation, cellular component: membrane. Lineage: Eukaryota; Metazoa; Arthropoda; Insecta; Hymenoptera; Trichogrammatidae. The record is from RefSeq and is a predicted model, not a curated record. Bases 107 to 1012 code for a protein of 301 amino acids. Gene Ontology annotation, molecular function: phosphatidylinositol bisphosphate binding. The transcript is spliced from 4 exons.
UACAUUCAAGAUAGCUAAUACUUUGCAUUUUGAGAUAACUAGUGCAGUGUACUAUCCAUCUCUUCCAGUAGCUAAGAAAUAUCAAAUUAUUUGAAGAAUUACCGAAAUGACAGCAUUGCAAAGUUUGCCGAUUGAGGAGGAAUUCGAAAGAAAUCCAGAAUUGAAGAAAGAAGACUUACAAUAUUUGAGAGAUUGGUGUUCGAAACAAGAACAUUUGCCGAAAAUUUCUGAUAAUCAACUGAUUUUAUUUUUGCACAGUAACUACUUCCGUUUAGAAGCGUGCAAAAUAAGCAUAGAAAAUUAUUAUACUUGCAGAACUCAUGUACCAGAAUUUUUUUCCAAUCGAGACCCAAUUGGCUCCAAAGAAAUAAGAUCCGCUAUGAACACUUUGCUUGUGAUACCAUUGGAGGGCAAGACUAAGGAAGGCUAUCACGUGACUUUUGGCCGCUUAAUCGAUACCGAUCCCGAGCGCUUUAUAUACAAUGACGGCAUGCGCUACUGGAACAUGAUUGCCGAUCUGUGGCUGCACAUCAACGGCACCAGUCCUGGUCACGUUCUUGUCGCCGACAUAACCGGAGUUCAAAUGGUUCACGCCCUCAAAAUAAGCCCCGUCGGGGUGAAAAAGUAUCUGUACUACUUGCAGGAAGCUAUGCCCGUACGUAUUAAGGGUUUGCAUUUUCUCAACACUACACCGGUCAUGGAUUUCAUUCUUGGACUCAUGAAGCCUUUCAUGAAAAAAGAGCUCAUGGAUGUGUUGUACUUACACAAAAAUACCGAAAGCUUGGCUCAACACUUACCGUUGGAUAUAUUGCCCGUUGAAGCCGGAGGAAAAGCUGCUCCAAUGAAGGAAUGUUACUCAAAAGUUACAAAAUUCGUCGAGGAAAAUCGUAAUUAUUUCCUAGAUGAAGAGAAUACGAUGCGGGUGGAUGAAUCUCGACGUCUUGGUAAAGCUAAAUCGGCCACUGAUCUCUUUGGUAUAGAGGGGAGCUUUAAAAAACUUGAUAUUGAUUGAUUCAUUCAUAUUUCUCUCUUUCUCUCUUUUUUAUCAAGUUAUUUCUCAACUUUUUAUUUUUCAAGUAAGUCGUAUAUUUCCGGCCUCUUUGUCGAUGCUUUAUAGUAUCUAUAUCAAAAGGUUUUCAAAUGAAAUACCUGAAUGAUUGAGUAUAAAAAUUUCUCAAUCUCUUUUGAUGAUAUCGAAGAUUGCUAGUGCAAAAGAUAAUACAAACAAAUGCGUCAAUCAUUAGACACAUGAUAUGAGAUACUGACGUAGGUAUGCAACCAUAUUAUUAAUUAUUACAAAACAAUUUUCAUUGCACAAAUAUAAUGGAUAUUUUCGGAAAAAUAUUACAUUAUGAAUUGUAAUAAAGUUGGGUCAGGUAAAAAUAUGUCCGUUUAAACUUCUGUUGUAAAUAAAGUAACAUUGUUUGGUUAAAA